Molecule: messenger RNA, 2401 nt
Organism: Musa acuminata subsp. malaccensis (wild Malaysian banana)
Lineage: Eukaryota; Viridiplantae; Streptophyta; Magnoliopsida; Zingiberales; Musaceae
Product: ABC transporter G family member 11
Cellular component (GO): membrane
Molecular function (GO): ABC-type transporter activity; ATP hydrolysis activity; ATP binding
Source: RefSeq, a predicted model, not a curated record
CAACUACUAAAUCUUCCCUCCUCCUUUUAGCUGGUACCCUCCCCUUGAUCCCUCCUCACUUUCCAUAAGAGCAAGACCACAGCACGUGUAGCAACGACAAGCAGCUUCUUCUUGUUAGUAUCACAGCAUGAGAGGAGAGGAGAGGAGGAGCUCGGCGGGGCAGGUGAUGGAGGAUAUGGAGGCCAACAUGCCGUCGGGAAAUGGAAUAGUGGUGGGGGGGCUGAGUCCGCUCAGCGAGACGCUGUGGAGAGACAAGACCUGCACAGAGUUCAUGGGGGACGUGUCGGCGAGGCUCACCUGGAAGGACCUGACGGUGACGGUGACGCUCGGCAAGGGAGAGACGCACAAGGUCUUGGAGGGCUUAACUGGGUACGCCGAGCCUGGCACGCUCACUGCACUCAUGGGACCCUCCGGGUCCGGCAAGUCGACGCUCCUCGACGCGCUCGCGGGCCGCCUCGCCACCAACGCCUUCCUCUCGGGAGCAAUCCUUAUCAAUGGCCGUAAGACGAAGCUUUCCUUUGGAGCUGCGGCGUAUGUGACACAAGAUGAUAACUUGAUCGGCACGCUGACGGUGAGGGAGACGAUAUGGUACUCGGCACGACUCCGGCUGCCGGACAAGAUGCCGAGGGAGGAGAAGCGAGCGCUGGUGGAGAGCACGAUCAUGGAGAUGGGCCUCCAGGACUGUGCAGACACGGUGAUCGGAAACUGGCACCUGCGAGGAGUAAGUGGUGGCGAGAAGAGGAGAGUCAGCAUUGCUCUUGAGAUCCUGAUGCGACCCAGAUUGCUCUUCCUCGACGAGCCUACCAGUGGCCUUGAUAGUGCUUCGGCCUUCUUUGUGACGCAAACGCUACGAGGCCUGUCGAGGGACGGUCGGACUGUUAUCGCCUCCAUCCAUCAGCCAAGCAGCGAGGUCUUCGAGCUAUUCGACUCUCUGUAUUUGCUAUCAGGGGGCAGAACUGUUUACUUCGGGCAAGCUUCUGAGGCAUGCCAGUUCUUUGCACAAGCUGGGUUCCCUUGUCCAUCUCUGAGAAACCCAUCAGAUCAUUUCCUGAGGUGCGUAAACUCAGAUUUUGACAAGGUGAAAGCUACCCUGAAGGGAUCAGUCAAAUUGCGUUUUGAGAGAAGUGAUGAUCCCUUGGAGAGAACUACUACUGCCGAAGCAAUGAGAAGGCUGAUUGAGUUCUACAGUCGUUCCCAAUACUCUUACGCAGCCAGGCAGAAAGUGGAUGAGAUCUCUCGAAUUAAAGGCACAGUCUUGGAUUCAGGGGGCAGCCAGGCAAGCUUCUUGAUGCAGGCUUUGACUCUGACGAGGCGCUCAUUUGUCAACAUGUCGAGAGACUUUGGUUAUUACUGGUUGAGGCUCCUGAUUUAUAUUGUGGUCACCAUCUGCAUCGGAACUAUAUACCUGAAUGUCGGGACUGGAUACAGUGCGAUUCUGGCAAGGGGAGCAUGCGCUUCUUUCGUCUUUGGCUUCGUCACAUUCAUGUCUAUUGGAGGAUUCCCAUCAUUUGUGGAAGAUAUGAAGGUUUUCCAAAGAGAGCGGCUCAACGGACAUUAUGGCGUGUUAGCAUUUGUUAUCAGCAACACACUGUCUGCAAUGCCUUUUCUGAUCAUGAUAUCCUUUGCCUCUGGAACCAUAUGCUAUUUUAUGGUGAAACUUCAUCCAGGUUUCAUGCAUUACCUGUUCUUUGUGUUGUGCCUCUACGCCAGUGUGACUGUGGUUGAGAGCUUGAUGAUGGCCAUAGCCAGUGUCGUCCCCAAUUUUCUCAUGGGAAUCAUAAUAGGAGCUGGGAUUCAGGGAAUUUUUAUGCUAGUGUCUGGCUAUUUCAGACUCCCUAAUGAUAUUCCAAAACCAUUUUGGCGCUACCCAAUGACAUAUAUCAGCUUCGAUUACUGGUCACUGCAGGGCCAGUAUCAAAAUGACUUGAAAGGUCUUCUAUUUGACAAUCAGACACCAGACCUUCCAAAGAUCCCUGGAGAAUAUGUGCUCGAGAAUGUCUUCCAGAUCGACGUUAGUCGCUCAAAAUGGUGGGAUCUAUCUGUCCUCUACAGCAUGGUCAUAAUCUACCGGAUCAUCUUCUUCAUUAUGAUCAAAAUCAAUGAGGAUGUGACCCCAUGGAUUAGAGGAUACAUUGCUAGAAGAAGGAUGCAGCAGAAGACAAGUUUUGAGUGGCAACAUUCUUCAGCAGACCUCACUAACAGGACACCUUCCCUCAGAGGCUAUGUGGUUGAAGCAGAUUCUGGUUCCAGCAGCAACAAUUAGGCCAUCACAAAGCUUCACUGUGGAGUAUGUAGAAUACUUAAAAGUGAUCAUAUAUCAUGAUCUCUUCAACCAACAAUGGUGUGGAAUCAUGUUACCUACAUGUUCAUGGCAAUACAUGAAGUUAUAUUUUUCAUCAAA